Messenger RNA from Rhinichthys klamathensis goyatoka, 2167 nucleotides. It is a transcript of the gene mslna, whose product is annotated as mesothelin a. The transcript is spliced from 19 exons. The record is from RefSeq and is a predicted model, not a curated record. NCBI's taxonomy places the organism in Eukaryota, Metazoa, Chordata, Actinopteri, Cypriniformes, Leuciscidae. Bases 50 to 2167 code for a protein of 705 amino acids.
UUUGCAGACAAACUUCCGUUGUGAAAACUACAAAAUCUUCUUUGACCAGAUGGAUCAAACAUUAUCAUCAGUCCCUUCUAACCAGUCUGAAGCCCUGCUGACGAUCAGAGACUCAGUGAUGAUGAUUCCUCCCGAUGAGUGCAUUGAGAGAGCGAGUCAAUGCACAACAACUCCUGUAAAUGAGUCUUCCCUCUGUGCAAGUGUCAACAGCUCUGCUUUGGAUCAGUUCUUGAAAGUAGCGGCUCCAAAUGCAACAGGCCCACUGAAUCUUUGCAACUUCACUGUGUUGCAGUUUGCCUGUCUACCAACGUUGUCACAGUUGAACUCUCAACAAGUGGCCGACGUGUUGGCUUGCAAACAGCCCAGCAAUGUGGGAAAAGAGACCUGGAAGCUUUUCUUCACCAAAACCAGCACAAACCUUGAUGAUGCACUGCUAAAAUUUUCCAACAUGACUCCGAGUCCCAGCAAUGUGUCUUUGUCUGAUGUUCUGGAUGUGCUUGUUGAAGUCCGGGUCGAUCGCUUUAGUCCUCAGAGACUGAGAGAUCCUGUCUUCAUUCGCUCAUGGUUUCAGGGGCGACUAAAGCCCUUCUUACCAUCAGUAUCUCAAAGAGUCCUGUCCUGUCUCAGCAACAAAAACCUCACCUGUGAAAGUUACCGCACAAUCACUGAGGCUUUUGUGAAUGCUCCUCUACGAGAUGGACAAGACGUUUGCUUUCCACCGCAACCUAAUGCCACUCAAAGACAGGAUCUGAUCUACAAAGAGUUCGUGAAAGCUUUCCUCUCGCGCAAUGACACUGAUGAUCCCAGGUGCCUUAGAAAUUCCACCAACAGUACGCAGUGGAUCAACAGAAACUUUGGGCCGUUCGUUCAGUCAGCUCCCCUAACGGACCUUGGGGAACUGAACAGAAACUUCACAGCGGUGGAUGUUCUACCUCUUUUGAGUCUAAGACAACUAGUUGAGUUUUCAGUCACACCUGGUGCGCUUAAAGAUCCUCCAAGUGUCAUCAAUGUCAUGGAGCUUGUUAAGGAUUGCCAGCUCUCUGCUUUCUUUGACGACCUUUCCCAGAAAGUGAAGGACGUCCGACUCACGCAAGAUGUAAAUGCAGCACUGAUAAAACAGAUAUUUGACAGAGCCAACCUGUCUAAUCUAAAUGUCACUAAUCAGGAAGUUCUAGUCUGGUUCCAGAAUAGACUAAAACCUCUGUUAGCCAACCUUUCAGAAAGCGUUGUGUCUCCGUUUUUUACCAUCCUCAGCACAAGAGACUGCAAUAUCACUCAAUCCGCACUGAGGCUGUUAAACUUAGAAUCUUCAAUACCCACAAAUACCAAAAAUGCGAUCUACAACAGCAUUCUUCAGUCCUUCAGAGGGCCACAGCCUCUGAGGUGCUACAGAAACAACAGCUUUAUCACGUUCCUAAACGAAAGCCUGUUCGGCUUUGGGCCGCUUCCAAAUCUGACCACAUUCCUCUCUCUGAUACCACAACCUCGGAAAUCUGAGCUCGUAAACUCUGUAUCUCCUUCUGAGCUGGGAACCUACCUCAGACAGCUGGAAGUGAUGAACAAUGAUUCACAAAUCUGUGUCAUCUUUAACAACUUUGUCAGAACCCCUGAGUUCUUGGACACCGAAGAUGUUCCAGAUAAUCUUAAAAGCGCCAUUCUUCCCUGUGUCUGGCCUCUGGCACUGACAAGUGACAAUCAGACGGAGAUUGAUUUGUGGUUUAACCGUAGAUUGAGGCUCUACUUGAAGUUCCUGAACAAAGAUAUACUGGGGUCAAAAGACACACUGAAUGCAUCUUGCCUGUCAUACAGGAAAAUGGUCAAUGUUUUAGGCAACAAUUUCACCUUUAAUGGUUCUCAGAUUUCCAGUACAGAUGUGUACACCACCAUUAAGACCUAUCUGAAAGCAGACACUGAUCCAAAAUGCUACAAACCAUCUGACGCAACACUAAACUCAACGGCGUGGUUUGUAAACCACAUUGGUAUAUUUAUAACUUUUCUGAGUCUGGACGAUCUCUACUCUUUCGGUUCUGAGAGGACGAUAAAAACCUUCACUGUGAACCCUGAAAACUUAAAACUGUUCAAUCAAAAGACACUUCCAAAGAAUGUGCUCAGCCGCUACACUGAACUCGUCUUUCUGCAAAACCCCAGCUUUAGUUUGUUUGAGUAA